AUGGCAGAAGAUACCCCAAUGCCCGAUGCGGACGCGAUUAAGGAGAAUACUCUCAUGUACGGCCAUGAUGACGACCUCGAUGAUAAAUACCCGACCAGGCCAAUAAACCUACACAAAACAUUGCCGUUCCACACACUAUUCACUGACCUCUUCAAUCCGCUCAUGGAGACGCAGAAGAAGAAGCAGUCAGUGGGGGCUCGUCGGCGAGUUGGUCCACACGGACACGCCAACAUGUCACCCCAUGAAGCCAAGCGGAACAUCAUUGAAAGGUUCAUCGCAAAUUGGCGGAAACAGGUCGGCAACGACUUCUACCCGGCAAUGCGACUCAUCAUACCCGAGAAAGACCGUGAUCGCCCCAUGUACGGCCUGAAAGAGAAGGCAAUUGCAAAGGUGUUGAUCAAACUCACCAGAAUCGGCAAGGACUCGGAUGAUGCCAAACACAUGCUCAAUUGGAAACUGCCUGGACAACUCAACAAGGCCUCAGCUUCCACAGCAGGUGACUUUGCAGGGAGGUGCUAUGAGAUUCUGUCAACGCGACAACUCAAAACCGUGUACAGCGACAUGACAAUCGCGGAGGUCAACAAUGCACUGGAUAAGCUGUCGCAAGUUGGUGCCGAAGAUGAGCAGGUCAAGAUUUUCCAGAGAUUCUAUCGGAGGAUGAAUGCUGAAGAGAUGACUUGGCUGAUCCGCAUGAUUUUGCGUCAGAUGAAGAUUGGUGCGACGGAGAAGACGUUUCUCGACAUAUGGCAUCCAGAUGCAGAAACACUCUUCAACAUAUCAUCAAACCUCCGACGUGUGUGUUGGGAGCUCUUCGACACUAAGCUUCGAUUAGAAGGCGAAGACACUGGUCUCAGUCUGAUGCAGUGUUUUCAACCACAGUUGGCUCAGUUCCAAGACAAGGUUGGCUCUUUCGAAAAGCUUGUCACGAGAUUCAAGGGAGACGAGAAUGAUGAUACCUUCUGGAUUGAGGAGAAGCUCGACGGGGAGAGAAUGCAGCUACAUAUGAUGGAGGAUCCAGAUGCCCCAGGCGGGAAAUCGUUCGGCUUCUGGUCACGCAAGGCAAAGGACUACGCAUAUUUAUAUGGUCGACAUUUUGACGGCGACGAGGCUGGUGCACUGACACGCUUCAUCACCGAUGCGUUCGGGGAGAAUGUCAGGAACAUCAUCUUGGACGGCGAAAUGAUCACAUGGGAUAUGGAGACUGACCAUAUUGUUGGCUUUGGCACACUCAAAACGGCAGCCUUGUCUGAAAAGGAGAACAAAACGAACAAAAAUACUGGCCAACGGCCGCUGUUCCGAGUAUUUGACUGCGUAUAUCUCAACGACAAACUACUCACACAGUAUACAUUACGUGAUCGCCGGCGUGCUCUCGAAAGUGCUGUCAAAGGUGUGCCUCGAAGAUUGGAAGUUCAUCCAUACAUUGAAGCACGCUCGCAUACCGAGAUUGAGCCAGCAUUGCGCAAGGUCAUCGCGGAAUCCUCCGAAGGCCUUGUACUCAAGAACCCCCGUUCAAUGUACUGCCUCAGCCAGCGCAACAACGACUGGAUGAAGGUCAAGCCAGAAUAUAUGUCAGAGUUUGGUGAAUCGCUCGAUUGUGUAGUUGUCGGCGGAUACUUCGGAUCUGGUCAUCGCGGCGGUGUGCACUCAUCCUUCCUAUGCGCAUUACUAACAGACAAGGACGCAAAGCCGGGUGAUCCGAAAUACGAGCAUUGUUGGUCAUUUUUUAAAGUCGGGGGCGGAUUCAGUCGCGAGGACUAUGCUGCCAUACGAGGCCGAACAGAAGGAAAAUGGCACAAUUGGGAUCGUCGACGACCACCUCUCUUCAUCGAGCUGGGCGGCCAUGAACAAAAUCGUCAACACGAGCGGCCAGACCAAUGGAUUCGACCGAGCGAAUCAGUGGUCCUAGAAUGUAAAGCCGCCAGCGUAGAAAGCAGCGACAAGUUCCGCUCCACGCUAACCCUCCGCUUCCCACGUUUCAAGCUCCUCCGCGUAGACAAGCGCUGGGACCAAGCACUCUCAGUCCAAGAAUUCCUCGAUGUCAAAUCCCGAGCAGAGAAAGAGAAGUCGGAGAAAGAGAAAGAGUUCAAAAUUGAACAGUCCCGUCGCAAAAAAGCUCGCACAGCUAAGAAACCGCUUACCGUAGUUAGCGACGAUGCAAUUAAAACCCCUUACGCAGGCCCAGCAUCCAAAGUCUUCGAAGGCCUAGCCUUUUACAUAAUGACCGAGCAAGUCUACCCAACCAAGAAAUCAAAAGCAGACCUGGAAGCACUCGUUAAAGCAAAUGGGGGAAGACUUGUCCAGCGCGAUUCCACGGCCAAAGACCUUGUCAUCGUUGCAGACAAGCGACUCAUCAAAGUUGCUUCUCUUGAGAAGCGUGGCACGAAUAAUGUUGUCAAGCCAGCUUGGCUACAGGACUGCAUAAUGCAAAACGAACGAGAUGCUGGGGCACCUCCUUACCUCCUCCCUUUUGAACCUAACAGACACAUGUACUACCUGCAUGACGAUGACCAAAUGGACUACGAAGCCAAUCUUGAUGAUAACGGGGACUCGUAUGCACGCGAUAUCGCUGAUAUGGAGGAAAUGCGGAGCUUGCUGGAUGGGAUGGAAACCCCGAAGACUACAUUUAGUCGAGAUGGGUUUUUAGAGCAACUUGAGGGGCAUGGGGAGGACUUUUCGCAGUUCAAAACGUACAUGUUUCGGAACGUCAAGGUGAAGUUCUCUGCGGAAGUGGGGUUGGAGCUGAGAGCAAAACUAGCAAAGAACUAUGUGAGGUUUGGAGGCGGGCAGAUUGUAGGUGAUGGAGAUGAAGAGGAUGUAACGCAUGUUGUUGUAGCAGAUGGACAAACUUCGGCAGCAAAGGGGAAAGCGAAGGUCAGUGGCCUUGCCCGCGUAGUCGGAUUGGGAUGGAUCGAAAAGUGCUGGGAAGAAGGGACUCGUGUCGACGAGGAGAGAUUUCAAUGGGGUUGA
Molecule: messenger RNA, 2967 nt
Organism: Pyrenophora tritici-repentis Pt-1C-BFP
Lineage: Eukaryota; Fungi; Ascomycota; Dothideomycetes; Pleosporales; Pleosporaceae
Product: CDC9, ATP-dependent DNA ligase
Biological process (GO): double-strand break repair via nonhomologous end joining; DNA biosynthetic process; DNA recombination
Cellular component (GO): DNA ligase IV complex
Molecular function (GO): DNA binding; ATP binding; DNA ligase (ATP) activity
Source: RefSeq, a predicted model, not a curated record